UAUUGUAUUGUUUGAAAAGUGGAUUUCUAGGGACUCCUUGAAAAGGUCCACAAAUCGGUGUCUUGUAGGAUUGUAAAUUUGACAUGUGUUUAUACAAGAUUAUAAAUGUACUUUUAUAAGGACUAUAUAAAUUAAUAUAUAAGAGGUUUACAUAGAUAUGUUUUAUUUAUUCUACAGGUUGAGGUUAGCACAGUGAUUGGAUUGGCUGAGGAAUACAAACAUUUGGUGGGGGCAACACAUAGUGACGAUGCUGACUUUCACAGUGUUGUGAAACUAGUUCAACAAGGAUACAAAAUGAGGAGAAGCGAUUGGGAGAAAGGUUUUGUGGAUAUGUUUGUUGCAACAGAAGAUAUAGGUCAACAACGCAAGACAAAAGACGAAGAUGCAGAGCAUGGUGAAGAUCUGAACCAUAAUGAAGAUGAAGAGGAAAAGAAAGAUGAAGAGGAAAAGACAGAUGAAGAGGAAAAUAAAGAUGAAGAGUAUCAAAAGGAUAAGGAGCAAAGAAAAGAUAAAAAUUAUUCCAUGUCUAACAGCGAGAAACUUGAUAAGCUAAUCCAAAUGGUUCGUGAUUUGGAUAAGCGAGUAGUAAUGAUCCAGAAUGUUUUAGGAGUUAAGGUAACCAAUUCAAUUUUACCAAUUACUUAUCAAAUUUCGCGUGUUAUUCCUCUCUAAUGAUUUCACUUGUCUUUUUGAAGUUUAACGACAGUUCACCAAACAAAGAAAAUUGUGAAAAUGGAGCUAGUUCUGGUGAUAGAAGAAGUGCACAAGAUUAUGAAAAUGAAGAAGAUAUAAUUAAUGAAGAAGCAAACUCUGAUGAUAAAAAAAAUGCACCAUGAUGAAAAUGAAGAAGAUACAAUUGCUGAAGCAGCAAAUUCUGAAGAUACAAUUGCUGAAGAAGCAAACUCUGGCGAUGGAAGAAGUGCACUGGAUGAUGAAAAUGAAAAAGAGAUAUGUGAUGAAGAAGCAAAAUCUGGUACAGAGCAUCAAAGGGAAGAAGAGAAUAUUCUUGGGGAAAUUGAGACUACACAAAAAAAUCACUCAAGACGAAGACACAGAAAAACUUGAAUCAGAAAGUUGCUUGAAACAAACGUCGCAGGUUACGUCGCCUACUCCAACAUUCAAUACUCCAAACUUUGAUACAAGGGUUUCAUCGCCUAAUCCAACAUUUACGUCUCCUAAGUUUGAUCUCCUUUCCCAAGAAAGUCAUAGUGGAAAGGGUACAAAUGAGGUUCUUAUGAGAGAUGUUUAUGAGAUUCCUGUUUUCCAACCUCUAAUGAAAAUAAAAAAGAGAUUGGUACAACAACACAGCCAGGUAAACGAAGAUGUUGAGCCUCCACUUCAAAAGAAGUUUAAAGCUGAUACAGAUAAUGUUCCGCUAAGAAGAAGUGAAAGAGGUCAAAUACCAUCCAUUCAUACACAACCACCGUUUACAGGAGCAAGGAAGAAACAUCCGAUUCUUCAUCCCUUUGAGCCAGUUGAUAAAACAAGAAAAGAAAAAAUGAGAGAAUGGAAAAUGUCAAACAAAAGAAAGAAGCUGAGAAUCAAUCAAGAGAUAGUAAACGCAAAGUGGUUUUCGGAUAUUGAAACUCCGGGAAAAAAACUUUCAAAAACGCAUAUUGAAGCAGGUUUUGAGUUGCUGAAACUGAGACAGAUAAACAAUCCAGAUUUGUUUCUGAACAAAACUGCCUUAGUUGUUGGAGUGAAGUUUCUUGAAGAAAUAGAUGAGUUUUAUGAUGAGUUUUUAGAUGACAAGAAAGGUUUCCAAUUUGGAGCAGGCUUUGACAAGUACAACAUAGAGAAGAAUAUCAACUUCCUCUAUUCGGCCAUUGCAGUAGCAGAGAAGUAUUGGCUUGGAGUUGUAAUCAACUUGGAGAAGAGAAAUAUCACAGCAUUCAAUUGUGCAGCAAUGAAGUUCACAGAUGCGAGUUUGGUCCCUUACGUUAAUGCAUAUGCGAUGGCUCUCCCAUUCAUGAUUCGCUACUUCUUCAAAGAUGUCAGCAUGGAUACAAGCAAGUUCUCGAUAAAAAUUGUAUCUGAAGGUUUCCCACAGGUUCUUAAAAUAGAAGACAGUGGAGUUUAUGCAUUGAAGCUGAUAGAGUGCCAUGCAAUGCGUAUAGUGGAUUUGACAAAGCUGAGUGAAGAAAAAAUUGCAAUCAUCCGAGAAAAGUUGGCGGUUGAUAUCUUCUCGGAAUUACAAUGAAUACUAAUGUGGGAAUGAACAAAAACUUUAUAGCUUGCUUAUAGUUAUGUGUGAACAACUAUCUGUUUUAUGCGUGUUUGGUAAACUUUGUUUGUAGAAUUCUGAGUAUUAUGAGUUUAUGACUUGGAUU
Molecule: messenger RNA, 2330 nt
Organism: Brassica napus (rape)
Lineage: Eukaryota; Viridiplantae; Streptophyta; Magnoliopsida; Brassicales; Brassicaceae
Exons: 8
Coding region: 833-2200 (455 amino acids)
Biological process (GO): proteolysis
Molecular function (GO): cysteine-type peptidase activity
Source: RefSeq, a predicted model, not a curated record